UUUCUAUAUCUAUAUUCUAUAUAUGUGCUCAAAGCUUCAAUGAUAAUUUGAAGAUGAAUCCUGCGUUCUUACCACAGUAUCCCGGCGCGCAUCCUCAAAUGCAUUAUUUUCCCAGGCCGAUGUUACCAAACUACGUACCUUGGCCUAACUACUCAGAUUUAUUUCCGGGAUAUCCAUGCUUCUUCAUACCACAAUACCCGCAAGUGUCUUUGAUUCCAUACGAACAAAUCCAUCCCUUAUAUAUGAAACCGCAAAUUCCCUACAUCCCUGCUGCUCCACAUUGCCCACCCAGGCCUGUUCACCCGCCACGGUUGCCAACUUCGCUUCAAUCAAAUGUACAACGACCAUCUCGAGACAGACAAGCAAGAUAUAAUGCAGCGUUACGUGUCCAUGAUAACACUGCAUUUCAAACCCACAACCCUACAAUGGUAGAGCAUUAUAGAACAAGAGAUGCUUCAUCCGUAGCUGGAAGAAAAUUAUUCUCUGGAUUGCGAAGAACUUUGAACGACGCAACAGUUCAACCUUCCAUCGGAAAUAGCGUCAUUGACGGUGGAAGAAAACGAAGGCUGAGACGCAGACGAAAGAAAAUUCUCGACACCGACAAACAACUUGGAAUUGUUCAUUCAGAAGAACUCAGCAGCAUCAAUAUGUCAUCCCAUCUCAACACACAGAUUCCUACUAACACAAACGAUGACGAUGCAAAUUAUGAGACUUGUGAUGAUGAGGACGAUUUUACGGCCAUUGCAACGGAUUCAAGGGCAUUGAAAUCUCGACAGUGUACUUUAGAUGAUUAUCGUGAAUCUGGAAACGGGCACAAUGACGUGGCACAAAGCAAUGCCGAUUUUACAGCAAUCGCUACCAACAAGUCUUACUCGCAUGUAUUCUCUGUAAAAUCUGCCACUCACUUUCACGGAAAAAAGGGAAAUUCUGUCUCCAGACGGGCAGUGCUGAGACGAAGACGUGGUAAUCUAGAUGCGACUUCACACAAUUCCGAAGUCGGCGUAGGAACAUCUAGAAAACAAAAGUCGCCUGUGAAACCUAACACAGAUAAUUACUGGGGCGCAGUUGCCAAUAUUGAGUCGUUUUGGGAUGCCUCCAUUCGGUCGAUAUGCUCACGAAUGGAAUCGGAACUACGGUUAGGUGUAGUCGCUGAUAACUUGUCUCCGCACAGGGAUAAAACAGAUUGCCGUUGCAAAAAUUGCCUGAGAAAAAGAUCGAACCAAGGCGGCUCCAAAGCGAUACACCAGAAGGACGAGCAAAACGAGGACCAGAAAUCGCCUGAAUUGUGGUGGGACAAAACUGCCGGUACUGAAUACGAAUGGUCCUUGAAUUACGUGAACGAUGUGAACAAUAAUACUCCGAGCUUGUCGCCAUGUGAACAGACCAAUAAAUCGGAUGAAUAUGUUGUUGUUGACCUUAGCAAAGAUGACGUCACCCGGAAGUGUGAAAAUGCGGAAGGGAAUAACAAUCCUGGCGAUGAGAAAGAUACAUCCGAUGAUUUUUGCGAAAUAUCGAUUUCAAAAGAUUCUAAUGUUUCAACAAAACGCCGUUUACUUCCCGUUGACUGGGAUUCCAUACAACAAGAUGGCGAAAACUCCAAAGAACAGAAGACUUUGGAUUCCCAAACAGAGCAACCGCCUCCCAAUAUUGCAGAACUCGAUAAAGCCAUUGUUGACCAUGGUCCUCUGACCUCUGACCCGCACACAAUGCCCGAAGACUUGCAAGCUUCGAUAUCAUUUACGCUUGAAAAGCUAGGCUGUAAGAAGCGAAUAACCAACAAAGACUCAUCACCGAUGCCUAAACAGGGCAACUCUGAAUGCGGCAAUAUUGAGGCAAUUAAAAAUAAAGCGGAGUCAAAUGGGCCAGCUCGUGAAACGGUCCGUACUAGUUUCAAACAACAGCAGAUAAUUGGCAGUAGUUUGACAAACCGAUCGCUGUCCAAUCCAUGUAUAAGUAAUCUCGACUACGUUGGUAAACAACUUGCAAAAGCUGGGUCAAUUAGAAGGACUUCCUCAUGCCCAGAUAUUUACUGUAAAAUUAAGCUUGAAGCAGAUGAGUCGGAUACGCAGCAGAAUAAGUCACUGGUACUCGAGGAAUUUAAGUUUGGUGAUUUAUUUCGUCGAAGAGCUUGUGCUGUAAGCGGAUCCGUUUCAGAUCAACCUUUCAUAAAGAAAAGUGACAAGCGUGAGAAUACAAGUCAGAAUUAUUUGAAUAACAGGAAUUUCUAUGACGCCUCGAAGCCAAGAGUAGGGGCCUCCAGCCUGAGCGACAAUGAACAACUGCGUACUAAGGAUAAAGCUAGUGAAGGAAAAUACACUCAGAAGAGGAGAGAUGGAGUUGGUUUUACACAAAAGCAGGCAUGCUGGUCGACGGAGCCGGUGGCGUUUAUAACUAUGGGGGCUGACAAACUUUCAGUGUCAAAAUUGGUGAAUAAAAACUUAUCUGCGACUAAAUCACUUAUUGAUAAAGGAUGGGCAACAACAUUUCUACAACCUGUCGUCAGCGCAAAACAACAACAUGUGCGGCCUUUGUACUUCAACAAAAACGUCUCCACCUAUCCAAGGAGACUGGAUAACGUAAAACACGCUGGCGUUAGCCGAUAUGAACAACGAAACACGCGUUUUGUACCUUUGCCUGUGCUACUAGCGUGUAACACGAACACAAUCAGCGGGGCAAAAAGAAGAGCUCGUGCGCCUCACAGACGCCGUUCAACUAGUCACUUGCAUCAGUCGCUUUUAUCCAAACGUGAACGUCAUUAUAGAAGUAAACAACUGGCGGCUUCGUUUUUACAGAACUCAGAAAAUGACCGAAAUUGGACGUAUCCUUCUCAUGAAGAGAAACGAGUUCUGUGUCCAGUCAAUGAAACGUAUUUUAGAGAGAGAUUAAAGGCGCAUACGAUAAAUCAAAGAUUGGUGACGAUACAAGAAAUUGCAGAUGAAACCAAAGAAAACCCAACGGCUCCUGCCAAUACUUUGCAGGAUUCAGUGCCAAACCUCGAGAAUAAUGAAGAGAUUUCUAUUGCUAUCACCUCGGAGCCAAUCCAGCCUUCAGAAUCAAUCGCUACAGAAGAAUCGAAGCCGUCUGAACAGAUCACAAACGGAUCCCAGGAUAAAAAGAAAACCAGUUUUUUGAGAAGAAUCAUCAAAAGUGCAAAAGCAAAACCACCGAGACAAAAGUUUGCUUCGAAUAAACAAGAUGAAAAAGAAUUUGGCAUAUUCAAAGGCAUAUCAAAGAAAUCGUUCAAACAAGAUCGCUCGCGAGAAAGUAAAGUCAACAAAAAGAGCCGACUUUUUAGAAGGCACACUAAAAGUGAUGCAGUUAAGUCCACCGAGGAAGGCGACGUAAACGGGAAUAUUCCAGCAAGAACCAGUUCGGUGAUAGAGAGACGCGAUCAUCUUCCACAAAACGAGAGAGAAGAGAAUUUAUUGAGAGAUCCUGGUAAUCAAAUAUACCCCGAUCCGAGUGGACCAAAAGGUGAUAAAAAUCUACGCAGUGCUCUAUACAAACCAACGUUUCUUUGCAUGGCUGCUAUUGAAGCUCAAAAUUCAGGUGCAAAAGGUGGAAGAGCAAUUACUGAGGAAGAUGAAAAUUUGUUUGGGUUAGUUUCUGAUGAAGUAGAACCGCUUCCGACAUCGCUUAAAAGGAGAAGAAAUAAACAACACUCUUCAGCAGCGACACCUGGUGCUAGAAUAAAUUCUGAAACUGGUGACGUGUUGGAAAUGUCGGAAAUAAGAUCCGUUGCUGCGAUGCUUAGCAGUACGAAGAUUCUUGAGUGUGAGAGUCCAUUUUCAGAGUAAUCGGAUAAAAAAGGUGCUUAUAUUUUCAUUAGUACUAUUAUCGAUGUGUUUCAUUCGGUAGUAAAAACUCUAUUUGAUAUUGUGUUGGCGUCUAAAAUCGUUUUGAUUUAAAAUUGAUGCGAGUAUUACCAUUCAGGUUGUUUUCGCAAGUGGUUUUAGGAAACUUUAAGACUAUAUAUAAUAUGAUUUUCAACGAUACUGUCUUGUGGCUGUGGUCAUAAUCGCCGUCACUCGACUUGUUAACUGCUACCAACGAGAAGCAUUCCAAUUGCAUAACCUUAAAAGUUGUUACACUAGACUUAACCAUUCUACAAUUAAAUAUAGCUAAUUUUAUGGAAAUUCUGGCCUUUAUUGACGAUGGUUUUUCAAACAAUUCUAUAUACAUUUUGUCCUGUUCAUGUUCCGAUAUGUUGUAUUUUUAUGAUUCGCAGGUGUUUCCAUUUCAUAUAUUCCAUUUUUUUUUGAGUAUAUUUCUUCACUUGUAUGUGGUGGUUCCCGUAUAGAAAGCAAUACUUCCACAAUAUCCAAAUACUUCCUAACAUUAAUGUAGCGUAACUUCUCCCUUUGUUACUCUAAUUUCACCGCAUUUGAAAUGCACGUAUGUCUGUUAACAGUCACAAAAAAGUUCUCAAUCGAGCCAAGAAGUUUUGAAGCGUGCGUUAUAUUUUUACAUUUGGAUUAGGCCGUAUACUUUUGUUUGAUAAAUUCGUUGACUUAACAGUGUCGUUCACGCACUUAGUGUACAAUACGAUUGUUUGGAUCCAAAAUAAAUAAAGCAAUUAAUAGGUUACCAGAGGAAAUUCGUAGUUACAUGCAAUAUUUUGUGAUUUUUUUUGCUAUUCAAAUUUAUGUGAUUUCUUGAGUUUUGGGUGAGAUUUCGCCACGAUUUUGUGUGAACAUAUGCACUUGAAUACAAUAAAAUGUUACUGGUCUUCGGAG
Molecule: messenger RNA, 4736 nt
Organism: Styela clava
Lineage: Eukaryota; Metazoa; Chordata; Ascidiacea; Stolidobranchia; Styelidae
Source: RefSeq, a predicted model, not a curated record